This is a messenger RNA of Apis mellifera (honey bee), 1833 nucleotides long. RefSeq lists its product as uncharacterized. The record is from RefSeq and is a predicted model, not a curated record. The transcript has 7 exons. NCBI's taxonomy places the organism in Eukaryota, Metazoa, Arthropoda, Insecta, Hymenoptera, Apidae. Bases 245 to 1720 code for a protein of 491 amino acids.
AGUCCUCCGUUCUUCUGUUACAUAAAAAUUCAUUUGAAUAAUAGUGUUGUCAAGUUUACUAUAUAUAAUAUAUAAUAUGUAUAUUAUUUUGAAUUUAAUUUUAUAAUUUUACUAACUCAUGACUAUAUCGAGAGGAAAUCAUAAUAACCUGUUUAGAUUUAAAGUAUAUACUUAUUUAUAUAUAAUAUAAUUCAAAGUGAUAAAUUCUUUAUUUUGGAAAAGAACUAUUCUUUAACAAACAAAAAUGUCUCGAUGUAAAUGUCCAAAAUCAGAUACGAAAACGACCGAGCACCAUUCGCCAUAUUUUGAGGAUAUCACAACGAAAAUGGAGGAACGUCGUUGCGAUCUUCUUGGUCGGCAUAAAUAUUUAAAAGAUAAAAUCACGACAAUGGAACGAUCAAUUCCGGCAUUGAUGGCAUAUAAUAUGUGGAUGUCGAAGAAAUGUGAAAAUGCGCCGUAUUGUAAAAUCCGUGAGAUCAUGAAGAAAUUCGCUCCUUAUCCGGAUCAAACCGAAAAACUUCUCGAAAAUCUAAAGAAUACGGUGAAGAAUCUGAACAAGGAGACCGACGAGUUGCAUGAAAAAAUCAUUCAAGCUGAUGUUAAGUUGGAAGAAACGGAAAUGGAAUUAGAAUCUUUGGAACUUAUGAAUAAGGAAUUGAACGAUACAGUAAAUAAAUUAGAGAAGGAAAUACGAUCUUACACUACUCCAAGUCUUCAUUCGAUACAUUCCGAAGACUUACUUUGUUUAUCAAAGAUUCGUCAAUUAGCCAAAGAAGAAUUAAAUUUGAAGAAUUGCAUUAAAGAAUUAGAACAAAAGGAAACGAUAUUUAAAGAACAUAUGGAUCGAUUGUUGACAUCUAAAGAGUAUCAAAAUAUUUGUGAUCGAAGAAAAAUUAUAAGUUGUAUUCAAGAUAAGAAAUCUUAUAUGCGUAAAAAAUAUGCAUGUUCUAAUCAAAAUGAUUAUGAAUCAAAAAUGAAAAAAAAGCAGAGACAAAAACAAACUGGACAUGAUGACGUAUUGAUUUCUACAUCGGGACAAAAUAUUAAACAGGAUCAAGGAACUAAUCCAAAAUUAUCCGAAAAAAAAGUUAAAGAAAGAUCUUCCUGGAUGUCAAAUUGGUGGGCAGGCAAUCAGAAAUCGGAAACGGAACAGAUAUUACAGAUGAAAAGUGCAAAUCCUACGACAUUAAAUAAAAUGGAAAACCCUACUUCUGAGAAGUCAAAAGAUGAUAAAUCAUCAACAUUUAAAUCAAAAUCGGCACAAUGUCAUCGGCCUUGUUUUACUUCUCAAGAUUUUGAAUAUAUUUUAAAAAAAGUUUGUAUGCCUAAAUUUAUUCCUCCUUGCAUUACAUCUUUAAAAAAGCCUUUCUGCGAACAACCGCGUUAUAAAAUGGAAGAACAUGGUAUUCGUACAGGGUGCAAACCACAUAUGUUAUCUUACGAUCUUAAAGGUCCUUGUGAAAUUUGUCCUUUAUUGCCUUGCAAUAUACGUCCAAUCGGAAAUUGCAGAUGCAAUUGUAAGGGCAAAUGCGCAAAUGGAUUGUCAGAUACACUAUGUAAUUGCAGUAAUGAACCAUUAGAUCCUUCGGAAGAAUAUCAACCAACUAUAAAGCAACUAGCUGAUUUACCAAAGGUAGAAGAUAGUGAAGACAGUGAAUAUUGCGAAUGUUGCUUAUGCGGUUGUGAAGACAAUGAUGAAUAUUUGUGCGAAUGCGAAUAAAAUGUAAAUGUAAUUCAUUGUUCUCCAUUUUUUAUAACGAUAAUUUUUCCUAAUUUGUUUUAUAUUAUAUAUUAUAUUGUAGUAAUGUACAAUAUACCAUCUAAUAUCUUGAA